UCCUACGAAAACGACUACCGCGCCGUGUCUCCAUACUAGUCUCUGGCUCCGGCAGAUUUCGGCGCGAGCAGUUGCAUUUGCGACUACCUAUCAAGUAGAAGGUGUACAUUUCAUUUGUGCUGUAUCAUCAUUUAGUAUCGAUUAUUAUUCUAUUAUUUUGAUGUAUCAAUGUCAAGUUUAUUCUAUUUUUCAUUUUUUCGAUUUAUUGCUUAACAUUAUUAUUUAUUACUAUUAAUUUCAUAUUCUGGUAUAAUUUAUUCAUCUUAUUAGUAAAUUAUCGUCAAUAAAAACAAAAAGGUGUGAAUGUGAUCUCGUACAUGCUGCGCUCCAUCUGAUGCGCGAUGAGAAAAGUGUCAGCCGCAAAACAAGUUUUAACGUCUAUUAAAGCGAAUGAGUUCAUUUGUGCGGGAUAUCCAGUAUAUUUACGUCUUCUACUCAUUACAGCCGUCAUAAACGACAUACAGAGCUAGACAAAAUGGAAAACGCAGAAGAUGUGAAGACAAUAGUAGAAUUAUAUAUUUAUGAUCUUACCAAGGGGCUUGCUUCUAUGAUGUCUAGGCUCGUUAUCGGUCAACAUGUAGAAGGUAUAUGGCAUACAGCUAUUGUCGCUUACGGAAGAGAAUAUUUCUUUGGACCAUCUGGAAUACAAAGUGCUCGACCUGGUGGUACAGUAUUAGGAGAACCGCUUAAAGUGGAAAAAAUCGGAGAAACAUAUUUGCCAUAUUCUCUCUUUUUUGAAUAUAUAAACGGUUUGGGAACAUCUACAUUUGCCCCAGGUACUUACAAUCUUUUUAAACAUAACUGCAAUAGUUUUACAAACGAAGUCAGUAAUUUUCUAGUGGGCCAAGAUAUUCCGAAAUAUAUUCUCGAUUUACCCGAAGAAAUACUUAAAACACCAAUUGGACAACAAGUUGGAGGUCUUAUAGAAGGUUUAUCUAACAGUUCAAAUAAAUCAUAUAUAGUUGGUCAAACAUUCCUUGAAUCAAGAAAUCAUAGAGAAGUUUCACCGGAAUUUCAGCUAUUAAAUGAAGCUAUUGAAGAAGCAAGAUUAAAUUCAAUUGCAUUAGAAGAAAGGAGAAACGAGAUUAACGAAAAACUUGCGAAGAAAGAUAGAAAGAAAAAAAAGAAGAAGAAGGAUAAAAGGCAAAAAGGAAAUAAAGAUAGUGCAAGCGAUAGUAAUAGUACCGAUCCUAGUAAUUAUACACAUAUGGCAGAAAGCGAAAGUGCAGUAAGUUUGAGCGAAAUGCAGGCUUCAAAUGGCGAAAGUACAGAAGUGUUACCAUCGGACAAAGUUAUGCAAAUGGAGGAUGAGGAAAAAAAAGAACAAGAAGAAAGGAAACGUCAUCGUGAUCCUCCUAUUGUAUUUAAGGAUGUAAUAGAUAUCAAAGAGGAAUAUCAAGCAUUAAUCAAAGUGUUAGAAGGAAAAUUAAGUGAAGAAGAACAAAUGUGCUUAAACGAACUUCGACAAUAUGUUUUAGAGAACGAAGGUUCUUGGGCUCUCGGAGACAAUUUUUUAAAUUUUGUAGGACGAAUUCUAUAUGAUAAAUCUUUGCUAAAUGAUGCAAGGGUAAAAUUAUUGAAUAUAUUAUCUGUUGCUGCAUUAAAAGACGAUGUAAUCCUUUUAUUACAUCAGGAUAGAAGGGAACAUAUAAUUAUGAAUUAUGCUUUCGAUAUUGAUCGUCAUCCCCAGGAAGAACAACUUCCCCUUGCACAAUUUUUGGCAAAUAUGUUCGAAAAUCUUAGUAGUUCGGAAUGGCUUUUAUAUAUAUCGGAAUGGCAACAUCAAACUCAAAAUAUAAGUAACAUAAGAGUAACGACCAAAGUCGCAGUACAUUCAUUGCUUUCAAAUUCGAUCGACUUGCAGAUUCGUGGCACCGCUAUUAUUCACAACCUUGCCUGCAAGGAGAAAAUGAACAAAAGCAAAAAUCUGCGGCGACUUUUACCAAAAGGCAGCAUUUCUAAGGUAUUCGAUGAUGUUGCUGUAGAAUUGACAAUGGCAUUAUUGCAAUACUUCAAUGGUAGUCCUGCUGAAGAACAGUUAUAUGCCUGUAUGAAAUCAUUGGCACGUUUUACGCAAAUUAGUGGCCAAGAUGUACCACAGCUUAUACAAAUGAUUGGACCAGAACCAAACAAAUUUCGUGGAACAUCUGAAAGAAUCGACGAGCAAAUCGAUCAAGUUAACAAGAAAUUGCGUUAAACAUAAAACAUAAUUCGAUAUAAUUUUAUUAAUAAUCGUUAAAUUCCAAACGAUGCAAUUGAAAAUGAUUAAUUAUAGUAUAUAAUUGAAUUUUUACAUAGAAAUUUUAUUAAAAUUAAAUAGUAUAUUAUUAAAAUUUUUAUUAGUUAUUCUUAUCAUUCAUUAUUAUUAUUAUAAUUAUAUUGUCAUUACUAAAAAUUUUCAUAUUUUUACUCAUAAAAUAAAUUUUUUUGUGUAAAGUAUUUUAUUUAUCUGUAAAACUAAGAAAGUUAUUUAAAUAUAUGAGUUUAUUUAAUUCAAUAUUAAAAUAAUGACAUUUAAUGUUAUUGUAUUUAAUUAAAUAUGUAUAUAAGUAUUUUUCAAAACAACAUAUACAUAUCAAAAUAUCGUUAUAAUUUAUUUAUGUAAAAUAUAAUAAAAUAUGAUAUCUAA
Messenger RNA from Apis cerana (Asiatic honeybee), 2629 nucleotides. RefSeq lists its product as uncharacterized. The record is from RefSeq and is a predicted model, not a curated record. NCBI's taxonomy places the organism in Eukaryota, Metazoa, Arthropoda, Insecta, Hymenoptera, Apidae. Gene Ontology annotation, molecular function: peptidase activity. Gene Ontology annotation, biological process: protein modification by small protein removal.